UCUCAGUAUUGCAAAAAUCAUUAUUGCUGAAAGAAAGCUUAAAAAUAUAAGAAUAAUGUAGGUUAGCGUUUAUUAAAGUACACCAGUGAGGUUAAUAUAGAUGCCAAAUCACAACAUAGAUGGAGAUAGAGUAAGCAAAUAAGUUGUUUCACUUUUGCAACAAUUGAGACAGAUGGUGUAAAAUGAGAAGAUGUCCAUUUCCGUGGCCUACAUUCAGUGUGUAAGGAUAUGACAAGAGCAGCCUGGAGAAGAAAGUUGUUACCUCUGUGCUUCCAGAAAGCCCCUCCUCGGACAGACCCCUCUCUGCCUCAGCGUCACUCUAAGUUCACUUCAGUCCAGUCCCCUUUCCUAAGCUCAAAUUCACACUCACACACACAUCCACUGGCAUCCACACAAUUGCACGAACACACACACACACACACACACACACACACAUUCACACAGCGCCAGACGCAUUUGCAAACAGUCCUCCUGCCGCUUCCAGCGCUACUUUUCACUUCGGGAGACGCACAAGGAGAGGACCUGUUGGAUGUUACUGAAAGACAUUUUUGUUUAAAAUUUUGUCGUGCGAAGUUGUGUCACUUCCUUUCACGUCCUCAGUGACAUCUGAGGUGACAACUUUUUUUUGGAGAGAGGGGGUGUUCUUCUCAGUUCAACAAUCUCGGAUCUAAUGGGUGAAUAAACUAGUUAAUUGCAUAUCAAAUUUCCGAACCGCGCAGUUGGAUUAAACUCAGCAUUUGACGGGCAAAAUGAAUAAUUCCGUGAAAUAACUCACUCCUCCGGACCAAAGGAUUUCAAGUGCUAAACUCUGUAGCUUCUCCUCUUGUGAAAUGAAGAUGUAUCGAAGUGUGUGUGUGCCCACGGCACUGUUGGCUCACCUGGUGCUGACGCUUGUGGUGCCCGGGGGCCAGUCCUGUCCCAGGAGCUGUAACUGCUACCAGGCCAGCGAAGUCCACUGUACCUUUCGUUCCCUGCUCACUAUACCUCCUGGCCUGCCUGCACACACAAAACGCAUAAACUUAGGGUUCAACAGCAUCAGCAGGAUCCAUGACAGUUCACUGGCUGGGCUAAAGAGGGUGGAGCUUCUCAUGCUCCAUAGCAAUGACCUCCACCGUCUUCCAGAUGCAGCAUUCAAAGAUAUGAAAUCACUGCAGAUACUCAAGCUGAGCUAUAACAAGCUGAGAGAGAUCUCUUCAUCUCUGACCUUUUCUGGUCUGACCUCACUGCUGCGUCUGUACUUGGAUCACAACCUCCUCCAGCAUAUCCAUCCCCGAGCCCUGCUCCAGCUGCCUAGCCUCAGGCUGCUACGUCUGCAAGGGAACAGGCUGCAUCAGCUGCACCCUCAGACUCUGUGCACACUGUCCCUCCUGAAUACAUAUUACUUCUCCACACUCAGACACCUAGACCUGUCCAACAACAGUAUAACCACACUGCCCAAAGAUACCUUAAUGACAGCACCUCUGCUUGAGACUCUCGUGCUGCAGGAUAAUCCAUGGAGUUGCGACUGUAGGAUGAGCUGGUUUCUCACUUGGAGUCUGUCUCACCCAGGCUUAAUGAAAUGUCCCAGUGGUCCUCAGUGUCCAACCUGUGCAUCGCCCACUUCCCUUCAAGGGAAAGGCUUGCUUGAUCAGACUGACCUAUUGUGCACCUCACCUGUCAUCCCUUCCCCAGGGAGAGACACACCUUUGGAGACAGAGCUCAGUGAAAUCCAAUCAAGUGAAACCUUUAGAGAGCCUUUAGGCAGUGCCUCUGUGGGUCUGUCUGACCAACAAGGGAACAGUGUCGAUCUGAGUUGCAACAUCACUCACUCAUCUGACUCUGAUAUUGCUCCCCCACCAGAUCUUUCCCUCUCCUCAUCUUCCCCUCUCCCUCUCGCUCUGUCACUCUCCCUGGAGUGCCCUGUGGAGAGACAGAGCUAUGAGAAACUUUGGAGAAUCCUAGCCUACUACAGUGAGACUGCAGUUCGCCUUGAGAGGGAAAUCAUGCUGAGUAAAGCCCCAGCGUUGGCCUACCGCUACAGGCAGGCAGCCGAGACAGACGGAUAUUAUCAUACUGGAGUCAAAGCUUCUGUUAAAGUCAGACCGCAGUGGUUGCUACAGCCAGCUAUUAGUAUCCAGUUAAACAGGGCGCAGUCUAACGGACACAAAGUUCACCUUAUAUACUCAACAAGAGUUUCUGCUCAUCCUGGCCCUACAUCUCAUCCCUCAACAUCUUCCCCUGCUUCUCAUCCAUGGGUUCUGAUUUCAACUAAUCAUAACACCACAGCAAUGGCAGCAGUAUCAGGCAGCAGGGUGGAGUUGUCCUGCCCUCUUCGAAGUUCUGGUAACCCUAAAGUAGAAUGGAUCCUCCCUGAUGGAUCCAAGCUCAUCACCCCCUCGAGCAGCCCAGAUGGCAGGCUCUGGGCCUCAUCCUCUGGUUUACUUCUACAGAAAGUACAGCUCUCAGAUGCUGGCCUUUACUAUUGUGUAGCCAGGGCUGGCAGGGAUGUAGAUGUUCUACCGUCACGCCUGGCAGUGGAGGAGUCCUCUGUCCCACCCUCAGGAGAGCAAGUGGGACCUCCUGUCGCUGGAACAGUUGGGGAGCCCAUAAGUCUGUCCUGCAAGUCAUCUGGUUCACCAGAACCCUAUAUGACUUGGGUUUUACCAGAUGGAAAUAUAAUACGAUCUGGAUUAGCUGUAUCAGGUGGACUCACUUUGCAGCCAAAUGGAAGUCUCUCUCUUCCUAACCCCUCUCUGAGGGAUGCUGGUCAUUACCGCUGCAUUGUGGUCAGCCAUUAUGGUACUGACUCUCUGUCCACGCAGUUGGAAUUGAAACCACAACAUCCCCCGUCACUUAGAACUUCAUUUCCCAGAGGGCCACAGUCAGCCGCAGGUCGGUCAACAAAGAUACGAGCCCCUUUGCUACAUCAGAUGGAGGAAGGUUCAGGGGAUGAAGAAGAAGAAGAGAGAACUUUUGUUGGCAAUAGGUUGCGUCCAAGACCUCGCCAACCUCCGACUAACAGACGUUAUCCAAUUGGAAAACCCCGCAGACGUGGGCCAGUAAGAGAGGGCCCCCUGAGAAGAGGAGGAGGGCCCGUAUCCUCCACUGACCAGAGAAGAAACCGCUUUGACAACAGACAUAGACUCACCACAAACAAACAAAGAAUAGACCCUCAGAAAUGGGCUGACUUACUGGCUAAGAUACGUCAAAAGACUGCUCACACUAAUAACAGCCAAACAGCAGGAGAGCCCACAGCUGAACCAGUGGGAAGAGACAAAGACAGCGACACAGCAGGAGCUGAGGGAGUGGAUGAUACAGAGAGAGGUGGAGCUGAGGGAGCAAGGGUCGAAGCAGAAACUGAAGGGUCAUCUGCUGAUGACACUGUACUACAAGAGGAAGGCCUACAGCCCAUCUAUCCUGUUCUCACAGAAACACAGACAGAGACAAAAACAGACACAGAGAUAGAGGGAGGGAGAGAGAAGGAAACAGAAACACAGACAGAUGCAGAGACCAAGAUACACAAACAGACUCAGAACCCAGGUCCAGAGACAGAGACAGUGACAAACCCAGAGACACAGAGAGAACCAGUCACAUCUAAGCCAAUCUCUGGGGCUAACGAAAUUGUCCCAGAGCCAGCUGAAGGAGAUGACCGAGGAGCAAACCCCAACCCAUCUAGAACAAGGCCUCAGAACCCCCAGGCUGGACUCUUACCUAAUUUGGUUCCAAACUCUCGACCUCAAAGCCCUUGGAACUCUCGCAGGAGGAUCGGACAACGAAGACGAAUCAUCAACAGGCCCAGGGUGCAACCUUUGACCCCACCUCAACCUCUCCCUGACCCUAACAACCAGGGGUCACAAACUGUAACAACUGACACUACCACAGAUCAAAUUAAUACGUUGUCGCUGCUGUCAACAACCACAUCUCCGGCUCCUUUGUUGACAACGAAAGGCCUUAUUAAGACUGAUCCAAGUGGUGUGGCACUGAAUCCCCUGUCUCCCCCUGUUUCUUACACUCUUGGUAUCUCCACCUCAGAAUCUGCCUCCCCCUCAGUGACUCCCUAUGUCACCUCCUUCACCUCAUUAUCCCCCUCCUACGCAAAGACACAUAUAGAUGUAAUGACUCACUCUGUCGACAUCCCAGAUGCUGCAGAGUCCACUCAUUUCAACACUGCGACACCAGCGCCCACUCACUCUAAUGCUGUGAUCUCACAGACACAUGUGCCAGACACACACGCCAGGACACUUACACAUGCCAUACAGACACAUGCAAAAACACACGCAGCCCUGGGCAAACAUGUUGAUAGACCUCCAGGCAAACACAGAGAGGAGCAGGAGAAGAAUUUGUGGGGUUCACCAUAUGAUUCUUACUUUACCACUCUCUCUUCCACUCAAUCCGCUGUUGUCUCCUCCACAGUCCCCAGUGCAGCUACAGCCACCACUGCAAAAAUCACAACAACUCCUUCAACCACUCUCAAGAGUACUCAUUUAACUAUUUCUGCUGGAAGCACUACAAGUACAUUGACUAUUAUAACCAGUGAGGAUGCACUUCCCACAACUACUCCUGUGAAAACAGAUCCCAUCACAUCUACUGCAACUACCAUUAUUAUUCCAACAUCUAGUACUACCAGAAGCACUACAACCACUCCUACCUCCAUUACUACUACCACACCCCCUAUUAUUACAUCUACCACUCCCACUACCACUUCAACUACUGCUACUUUUACUACUACUACUACUACUAAAAUCUUGUUUAAAGCUAUUCCCACAACUCUUAAUCCCACUCCUACAACUACUGCUCCAACUACUACUCCUACUACUAGUACUAGAAUGACCACCUCAGCCAAAACUUCUCCAACCACCACAAGGGCAUCUACUUCUAUUACAUCUACUACUACUACCACAACAGUGGCAUCGAUAAGAACUAGAGCAUCAUCCAUAGAGAGGCCAAGCAUUGGUCAAUUCAGUCCCCGAGGGAGACCUGUUUCUGGGGCUCCAAACCAGAGUCCAUCAUCCCCUGACUGGAAAAACCCUGGAGCUAAUUCUAUUCCUGACUCGCACAGCAGCAGGCCACGCUGGUCCCCCUCCCCUUCACUCCCUGCUGUCCCUGGGGCCCCAGUUGUGAGAUCCAGACCAAGAAUUGCAGACCCACACAUCCGGACAGUGUCGUUCCCAGCAGACAGCACUGCAAGGCUGGCUUGUGAAGCUCAAGGAGAGCCGAAACCCUCCAUCACAUGGACCAAGGUUGCCACAGGAGCGGUGAUGUCAAUCCACUCCAAGGCUCAGCGUUUUGAGGUCUUGCCAAAUGGCACUCUUGUUAUCCAGAAUGUUCAGCUACAGGACAGGGGCACAUACAUCUGCAGUGCACAGAGCUUCCUGGGUCGAGACAGGUUGCUAACUACCCUGGAUGUGUGGACCCGCCCCCCUCGAAUGCAACUGGCGAGUUAUAGAGAAGCCACCAUUCAUCAGGGUGGAGAGCUGCUCUUGGAGUGCCAGGCGGAUGGUGUUCCCGCUCCUCUGCUGUCUUGGGUUCUGCCUGAUCGUUCUGUCCUGACGUCUGCUGCCCCCUCCACCAGUCGCAUCUUUAUGGACGCAAAUGGAACCCUCCAUAUCUCAGUAACUUUACCUAGUGACAGAGGAAUGUAUCGCUGCGUGGCCUCCAACUCAGCAGGUGCUGCCAGUGCCUCUGCGCGUGUGCAUGUGUCCUCGUUGCCCCCAGUGAUACAGCAACCCAGAGAGGAACACCUGCUCUUGUCUCCGGGGAGGCCUGUUUAUGCUCACUGCUCUGCCCGAGGUGCCCCACCACCAACUCUGCGCUGGCGAAUCCCAGAUGGGACUCUGGUUCGCCCAUCCCAGUUUCUCCAUGGCAACCUCUUUGUCUUGCCCAAUGGGACGCUGCAUAUUCGAAGAGUUGGACCAAAGGACUCAGGGAGUUAUGAGUGCACAGCAAGUAAUGCUGUUGGAACCGAUAAGAGAACAGUGAGGGUAGAGACUGAGGGGGGAGUAGAGGGAGGAAGAAGAGAAGGAGGAGGAAAAAAAGAAGAGACAAAGGCAGUUGCUACUGAAAAACCCUCUCCUUCAUAUUCACUCAAUAAAGACAGAACUUUGUCCAUCCCUAGCCAACCUGUAAAUCCAUUCAACUCCCCCAAACUUUCCCCUCCAUUGGUCCCUGAUAGAUCCAGGACAUUGCUGCUCACACCGAGCGCUUCUCGCCCUUCUUCUCUCCAACCCAGCUCCACUAACUCACCUCCUAAAAUCAAUAAAACAGUCGCUGCCUCCCCAACACACUUUACCAACAUCAACACAACAAAACUUUCCUCGCCCUCCCUAUCCUCCACAGUAUCUACAAAUAACACCAAAGUCUCACCCGGUAUUGUAAACAACACAAGAGUUACUUCUGCCUCCCCCUCUGACAAAAGCAGAACUUCAGCUGUUUUGCCUCCCUUGCCUGUCUCCCCCUUCAGUAAAGCUCGUAUUGUCUCGACAUCGCCCUCCAUCACUACUGUCCACUAUGGGGGGAUUUUGCAUCUCCACUGCUCUGUAACUGGCAACCCAUCCCCCAUCAUCAUUUGGAGGACCCCUAACAGGAAACUGGUGGACAUGCACUUCAGUUUUGACCGUCGCCUGAAAGUGCAUCCUAAUGGCACCCUGUCAGUCCAGGCAAUAACGGAGAAGGAUGGUGGAGACUACCUCUGUAUUGCACGAAACAAGGUCGCAGAUGAUUAUCGCCUCUUGCGUGUCUCUGUGGCAACCAAGCCUGCCAAGAUCGAGCCAAAACAACCACUCAAUCAGAUGGUGUCGUUUGGCAAGCCCCUGAAGGUGGACUGCCAGGCAUCAGGGCUGCCUGACCCAGCUGUUCGUUGGAGUCUACCAGAUGGAACCAUGGUGAACAGUGUGUUGCAGGGGGAGGACAGGGUAGGGCGAGCACGGAGACUAACUGUGUUUGACAAUGGAACGUUACUGGUUCCAGCAGUGGGUAUGGGGGAGGAAGGGGAGUACACGUGUUAUGCUGAAAAUCAGGGAGGUCAAGACACUAUGAAGGUCAAAGUGAAGGUCAUGAUGACAUCUCCACCAGCCUUCACAGAUGACAGACAGUACCACGUCGUCAAAGUGCAGCAGGGGGCAACUGCCAAAAUUCGCUGCCAGGCCACAGGAGAUCCUGCCCCGACAGUGACAUGGUACUCCCCAGGCCGCCGAGUCAUCCCACGAAGUUUGGGGUCUGGUUAUUAUUUUGAGAGAGUCGUGGUGGUUUCAGAUGGAACUUUGGAAGUUCGUCUGGCCCAAAAGGCAGACACAGGAAACUACACAUGCCGAGCAAGCAACUCAGCCGGGGAGAAGAGCAUGGUGGUGGGCCUGGAGGUGCAGGCUCUUAACUAUGGAAUGAGUGGCCAGGUGGGAGGAAGAAGUACUAACAAUGGACCUGGUAGUAGUAGAUCAGGGGACAACAUUAAUAAUGUAGGAAUAUUCCGGUAUGGAUAUACCAAUGGAGCCUCAAGCAAGCUGAAUGGCAACAAUGGCUUUAGUGAUAAUGAUGGCAGAAUAAGAGACACUGAACCAAACACUGGCAUUAACACAGCAACCAGUGGCUCUAAUCCUGCCCUCAGGGGUGAUGGUCUAAAUGGAUUCAACAGACCUGUCAGUGGGAUUACAACACAACUUGGUAGGAGUGUUAUCAGUGUCGGAGUGAGCGGUGUGACAAAUAUAGGCAUUAAAGCAGAUAACGUUGGAAUAAAUAGAAAUGGACCUGACAUUGUGAGUAGCAGUAGUAAUAAUGUGGGUAACAGUCACAGCACAGCUAGAGGAGAAAGUUUCGAAAAGAGUCCUGGGACUAAUAAUAAUGAAGUAAUUGCAGGAAGGGCCGGUAAUGAUGCUAACACCAGUAGAGAUAAUGGCAGGAUAAGUGGUAUUUCUAGAAAUGUUGGCGUUAGCAGCAACGUGCCUAGUAGUAAAAAUUCUACUAACACAGCUUUGGGUGUGGUAAUGGCAGUGAAGCAGCAAGCACUGAAAGGCCAAACUGUUCUUUUGCCAUGCCCAUCCCAAGGCUCCCCUCCCCCUCGUCUGGCCUGGCUUCUGCCUGGCAACGGCGUGUUGCCGGCUCCUUACUAUGGCAGUCGACUCACUGUGCACCGAAAUGGCUCCUUGGAGCUUCGGGGUGUGCGGGCGAGUGAUGCUGGGACCUUGGUUUGCGUAGUGAGAGGUGAGAGAGGAGAGACGAGGACACAGGUGGAGUUAGAGGUCUCUGAAACACAGGAAGAGGUCAGAUCUCCACACAGGGGACCACCAGCUGUGGAAGGACCUGUGCAGAAAAGUGCUGGUUUAAUUGAGGCAACUCGAUCAGGAGCCUCAUCGGAUUCAGCUCAGUCCUUAAGCUCAGGGGCAGUGUUGCCCGAGAAGCUUCAUCCAAGAAUCCAAGUUACUCAGAAGCCUCUGCAGAGGGGCCUGAGUUUACCUGCUGCACCUCACCCCAUCAGUCCUCCACCCCGCUCAACUGGCCCUGCCUCAGUGCCAGCAGUGAGCACCAGAACAGCCUCCUUGGUAAGCAUCAUUAAUGGAGAGACCCUUCGCCUGCCUUGCCCUGCCCCUCAAACCCCAGGAUACCCCCAGGGCUCACUCUCAUGGACCAUGCCCAGUGGCAAGGUACUGUCCCGGGGUGAGAGCAGUGACUCAGGCCAAUAUUUAGUCCAAGAGGAUGGAACGCUAACAGUACAACAGGCCUCCGUAUUCGACAGAGGCACAUACACAUGCAGAUCCACCAGUUACGACUCCUCCUCGGUUUCAGUCAUCACAGUUCCUGUCAUUGUCAUCGCUUACCCCCCACGUAUCACAACAGGCCCCUCUCCUGUAACCUACACGCGGCCAGGGGUUGCUGUGGAGCUGCCCUGCCUGACCAUAGCAACACCCCGGGCGACAGUGACCUGGCAAACACCAGACCUGACACAGCUGAGGGUGAUGGGUCAGGCUCGUAUCUAUGGCAACCGCUACCUUAGUCCUCAGGGUUCCUUGGUGAUACAGAACCCGACAAGUAGGGAUACUGGGUUUUACAGAUGCACCGCCAAAAAUGUAAUAGGAGUGGACACCAAGGCGACCUAUCUGCAUGUUAUAUAAUGGGGUGAAGCAAAUGCGCACAAACAUGCACGCACACACAUGCACACACACAAACACACACACAUACACACACACACACAAACAUGAAAUAGAAAGAGAGAGACCACACCAGUCUUCUGUGCUGGUGAAUGAACUCCUCUGCUGUUAACACAAUGUGUCCCUCAUGCCCAAAGGAACUGCAAGGCUCUGUGCAGGAGAUACUGUUGAAUCUCAGAAAAGACACUACUAAUAUACAUGUCUAAUGUAUGUAUUUUUAAAAAAUGUAUUGUUUUUAUAUCAGGAGUUGCGAAAUUUUCUGCAACAUCAGAGUCACGCCUUUGUCUCUGCAUGAACAAUAUGUGUUUAAGAAGGAUUGUUUUAUGUAGCUAGUGGUACACACUUAAGUUGUGCUCUCACAGCAGAUUAAGAUUGCUACAAAAACUUAACUAGUCACAUCUGUACCCGUAUUGUUUUGCAACACUGGUUUUAUUUUCCUGCCUUGUGUUAAAGUUCAGGACCAGGAAAUGUGGAUAAAAUUAAUAUCUAAACAAUCCAAAAACAUUACUUUUACAUCUGUGUAUAAACUACUAACAUUUUCAUCAUGUCAAAACCCUGCAGCUUUCAGGGUUUUAAGCCUUGUGAAGGAUUAUGUUAUCAUUUUGCACAGUCUCAAGCUCAAUAAUUCCUACACUCACCUAAUACAAAACCUAAAAAACCUAACCCAAACCUAAAAACAAAGGUGCUUUCAUGCAUUUGUACAGUGACAUUGAACUACAGUGUAAUAUGCAAUGCAGUCUGUCACUGAGUCGCUGAAUAAUAUGCACACCACACAUCAUUGCACAAAGAGGCUGUUUGUAUAAUAAUAGCACGUAACGUAAUCAUCUUUAAUUAAUCUUGGUGUGUAUUUAUAGAAAAUUCGAUUUUUUCAAAUGUUGCAAAUUGGAACUUCAUUCACAAAAAUACACUUGGAUUAAUAUGUCAGCUUGACUUGUAUUAAUUAUUGAGAUGCUUUCUGCAUUUUUUGAAAUUUAUAGGUUGGAUUUUGUUGUCUGUGAAGAUUCUCAGUCAUCCAUGUCAUGGUAUUUCUAAGUGCUAUAUGAAAGAAAGUGGACUUGCUUGGUUUCCAGCUUCCUUUGUAUAGCACUUAGAAAGUUGGACUUUGUUGUUGUGGUGCAUAUGUAGCAAACAUUAACUUAAAUUAGCCGACUUAUUUGCAUUGCACAUAACGUUAAAUCUGUGACAGAUGUGAUGACAGAGGUACUUCAGCAUUAUGAUCCACACAACUUUGCGAACAUUUUUACUCUUCUCGUCACUUAUUUGUGGGUUUCAGACUUUGAUGGAAAAUUUCUCUACCACCAUCGGCUCUAUCUCACAUCCUGACAUCAUUGAUGGGGUAGAAUUACAUGCGGUACAAAGCAUUUACAUUAACACAGUAGCCAGUUAUUUGAAGAGUGGUCUUUAUGAUCAUUUUGAUAUAAAGAUUGUAUAAAUGUGCAUGUGGUUUAAGACCCUGCCCCGAGUUUGUGCACAAAUCAAGUAGCUCAUAGUAAUCACGUCUCCUUAAUCUUUUCUUUGAUGUUUUCAUUUUGUCCUUAAAUUAUUUUUCUUGUAAAGACUGUGUUAUAAGACACCAGUGGUUUGUCAUAAAAGGAGAAAUUAUUAAAUAUUAUUAUGUAUGUCUCACCUAGCCAUGAUGAAUGCUUGCUAUAUUUUUAACAGCUUCAUUUUAUAAAUAAAAAUGGAAAAGAACUGAGCUGCGGCACAGUUUUGUUAAGAAAUA
Lates calcarifer (barramundi perch) is the source of this 10839-nucleotide messenger RNA. RefSeq names its product immunoglobulin superfamily member 10-like. The record is from RefSeq and is a predicted model, not a curated record. Lineage: Eukaryota; Metazoa; Chordata; Actinopteri; Centropomidae. Gene Ontology annotation, cellular component: extracellular region. Gene Ontology annotation, molecular function: protein binding.